Molecule: messenger RNA, 2232 nt
Organism: Caenorhabditis elegans
Lineage: Eukaryota; Metazoa; Nematoda; Chromadorea; Rhabditida; Rhabditidae
Gene: oac-55
Product: Nose resistant-to-fluoxetine protein N-terminal domain-containing protein
Exons: 13
Coding region: 1-2223 (740 amino acids)
Molecular function (GO): acyltransferase activity, transferring groups other than amino-acyl groups
Source: RefSeq, marked reviewed
AUGCACAAAAUGUUACGUGCCAUUUUUCUAGUCUUCAUAAUUUUCGCUAAUCUACAAUGCAGUUCUGGUAUCGAAUUCGAUCCACAUAAGGCUAUGGAGCUGCUCGGCGAGCUGAUCGCUCACCCGAUAGAGGUUAUGGAGCAGCUGGAAAAAUACAAAACCAGCGAUCUAAUCGCUGCCCUCGGUAUUCACUCAAAUGCGAAUUAUUCAAUUUCUCAAGAAUGUCACGAAGAGCUUUCAUUUUUGGGUUACGGUGUAAUCGAUGCGGCACGAUAUGCCCGGCAUCACAGUACGGCGGCGGUCCCAGCAUCAAUGACCGAUCAGGAACGGAAGGAUUACCUUAUUCCCAUGAUGGACGCUGCCGGUAAACUGGGAUCCGGCAUCGUUAGAGGCCAUAUUCUAAGCACCGGCGCUUUUUCGGAAUGCAAAUCCAUUCAGAUGUUCUCCUCGAGUUUAAAUCGAACUGUCCAGGGAGAUUAUUACAGAAUCUUAUUCGAUAUGAAAAUGCGCCCCAACUCGUUCAAUAGCUCGUGUAACCUCCCGCAAAUUGGAGUAGAUCUCUGCUUACCCUGGUCUUGUCGAAAUGAGGAUCUUACGGGGUAUUUUAGAGAAGCCCUGGGGCCCAGUAAAGCCUUGUCUCCAGUGUGCAGUGUACGGAAUGUUAAUCAGAGAGUUCCAGUAAUUUCGUUGGGAACAUGGAUAGUUUUACUCAUUUUAUCAUUGAUUGUGGGUCUCUGCAUUUUAUCAGGAUUUUCCGAUAUUUUUCAAAAAUUCCAAUUGAACGACAAAACGAGGAAGGAGGAGGGUUUUGGUUGGAAGUUAUUCAGCGCAUUCUCAUUUCAUCGAAAUUUGAAGGAGAUUUUCAACACGAAGAAUUGUCAUAAGGAAGGCCAAGUAACUUCGCUCAAUUGCAUUCGGGUCAUUUCAACAUUUUGGGUAAUCUUCGGACAUUGCUCAGAGAUCACUUUCAUGGUUAUCACAAACCCCAUAGAUCUAUACGACUUCACCAAGGAUACCUAUACGGGAACCCUAAUCUCAAAUGCUUACUUCUCGGUGGACACCUUCUUCUUCAUUUCGGCCUUCUUGCUCUCAUUUCUCUGGUUCAAACAACUAGAGAAACAGUGGAACGCGCUACUUUCUCCAGGUGGAUGGCUGAUGUUUUACGUGCACCGAAUUGCUCGUCUGAGCCCGGUGUACUAUGUCACAAUCUUGUUCUUCACAUUUGUGUUCACAAGAUCCAUGGUUGAUAUGCCAGCGUUCAUGACUCCGGCUGUGGUAGAUGACACGUGUCAGAAUAGCUAUUGGGUCAAUCUUUUAUAUAUUCAGAAUAUUGUUGGCCCCAAAGAUAUCUGCUACUUCAUAUCUUGGUACCUUGCCACCGACCUCCAGAUCUACAUCAUGAGUCCCUUGAUUCUUCUAAGCUUUGGACUAGGUGGCGCAGUGGUCGGACUCCUGAUUUCAACUGCGGCCUUCUUGGCGUCAACGGCGUUCAAUGCGUAUCAAAUGAUUUUUUGGCAUUUCCCGCCGUCAGACUACAACUAUGGACCCAAGGAUCCGUUGUAUGACCCGAGUAAAAGGCGGUAUGCAGCGUGGAACUACCAUAACCCGCUGAUCCGGUGUCAGAUUUAUAUAAUGGGGAUGGUACUGGGAUAUUUCAUGCGGCGAAUUCCAAAAAUCAACAUAAACCCUUGGGUCGAUCGAAUAAUGUGGUGCUUAUCCUUAGGAUCCAUGAUUUUCGUUAUUGUAAUUAUGGAAGACUAUACAUCUGGCCACCUCUGGUCCCCACUCCAAACGGCUUUGUACAGCUGCUUCAGCCGAGUUGUCUGGGGACUCGCGUUGUCCUGGAUUGUGAUCUCCACCUAUUACCGCAAGGGAUUAAUCAAUAAAUUCAUGAGCCUCCCGGUGUGGACACCACUGGCUCGGCUAUCAUUUUGUGCUUACCUAGUUCAUCUGAUGGUCGCUGCCUACUUUUUCGGACGAAAUCAUUCGGAACUUUAUUUUUCGACUCUACCGUACUUUGUAUUAGUAAUUGCAAUUCCUGUCAUCUCGUGCUCAUUCCUUGUCGCAAUAUUUUGGUCGACAAUGUUCGAACUUCCGUUUGCCAAGGUUGAAGCAUUGCUUCUUGGUGGUGGAAGUCGAUCAUCGGCACCGGAUAUCCCAAAAACGCCGAUUGAUUUUCCAGAAAAUAACUUUGAGAAAAACGUAGAAAGCAUCAGAUUCUAAUGAAGAUGA